GUGCAUGUGUGUGUGUGCAUGUGUGUGUGUGUUAUAUGCAUGCAUAUAUUGUGCAUGGGGAAGGUGCAUUUUUAGGUCAUUGUGAGAAGAAAAAAGCCCCUGCAGUUCCUGGAUGUUAUGAUGCAGUCAUGCUGAGGUCAGCUAUUGGGUAAAGGAAGUGUUGUGUCACUCCCCUAGAGGUUUUGAAGAGUGUGCAAAUUAUGGGAUGUCCAAUCACCAUGCCAGCUUCUCUCACAGACACACACGAUGAUUCAAGUCGCAUCAUUUUCCACUCGCGCAUACCACACAACAAAGAGAAUGGCCAAGAUGAAAGGCGAAGUGGGGAGAGUUUUCAACCACACUCCUGUAACAUGAGUCAUGACUAAUUCAGCACUUUAGGAAUGGAGAAGAUCGAAAGUGUGGCAUGGCGUCAGAAGGAUAUCCACCCACGUCCCCACACUAUAUAAGCCCUACUUGACCUCUGUGACAGAAUCAAGCUGAGGUUGACAGAGGAACAUCCACAGACAGACAGGCAGGCAGACAGACAAACAAACAGAAAGACAGACAGGCAGAGAGAAGACUCUAGAAGUAUGCAUUCAACUUCCAACACUCCAGUUUUCAUGGUGGCCUGCCUGCUGGGCGUCUGUGUGGUGCUGAUGGGGGCACAUGGAACUCCCCACGGGGUUGCCCUAUCCAAGCAUGCGGGAAAGAAGCCCCAUGCCUACCUGCUCCUCAACCACAGCAUACCUGAGACCCCGCACAUACGCUCCUACAGCAACAGCUCACUGUCACCCUGGGCAUACAACAUCUCCCACGAAGACGACCGCUUCCCUGCUGACAUUUUCAACGCGUAUUGCCUCCACACUGGCUGCUUGACCAUCAAAGGCGAGGAGACCCAGGACCUGCUGUCCACGCCCAUCAAGCGUCAGAUCCUGGUGCUGAGGAAGAAGGCUGACAGGAAGGGAGAGAACUACUUCAUGCUGGACUACAUGACCAUCACAGUGGGCUGCACCUGUGUGCGUCCGCAUGUCCAACAGCAUUAGACAAACAGACAAACAAGCAGAUCUGUAUAGUGUUGAAUUGUUGACCUUAUUUUAUUUAAUCACUAUAUUCUGGC
This is a messenger RNA of Alosa alosa (allis shad), 1096 nucleotides long. It is a transcript of the gene il17a/f1, whose product is annotated as interleukin 17a/f1. Gene Ontology annotation, cellular component: extracellular region. The record is from RefSeq and is a predicted model, not a curated record. Gene Ontology annotation, molecular function: cytokine activity. The coding region runs from base 570 to 1022 and encodes 150 amino acids. Gene Ontology annotation, biological process: inflammatory response. Lineage: Eukaryota; Metazoa; Chordata; Actinopteri; Clupeiformes; Clupeidae. The transcript has 4 exons.